CAAUCGUCCCAACAAUCAAUUCUCACACAAAAGAGACAGAUCUGGUUCCGUUAUAACACAUCGUACCAAGAGAGCUUCGAAAGGUCUAGACUUUACUGUCUCCUAUCUUUCGGUAAGAAAGCUACGAGCGAAAUCAAAAAGAUGAAGGCGGCGCAGAAGCCAAUCCACGCCGUGACGACAUGGGUUCGCCGGCAACCACCAAAGAUCAAAGCUUUUCUCGGUGUUGUCUCCGCCAUGACUGCUCUCGUUCUCCUAAGAAUGAUUGUUCACGACCACGACAACCUUUUCGUCGCCGCCGAAGCUGUCCACGCCCUUGGAAUCUCCGUUCUCAUCUAUAAACUCACAAAGGAGAAGACUUGCGCUGGAUUGUCAUUGAAGUCUCAAGAGUUAACAGCUCUGUUUUUAGCCGUGAGAUUGUAUUGUAGCUUUGUGAUGGAGUUUGAUAUCCACACGUUGCUUGAUUCGGCUACUUUGGUGACUACCCUUUGGGUUAUUUAUAUGAUCCGUUUCAAGCUUAAAGCUAGUUACAUGGAAGAUAAAGACAAUUUUGCAAUCUACUAUGUCGUUGUACCGUGUGCUGUACUUUCAGUUUUGAUUCACCCAUCAACACAUCAUCAUAUAAUCAAUAAGAUCUCUUGGGCCUUUUGUGUUUACCUUGAAGCUGUUUCAGUCCUUCCUCAACUUAGAGUCAUGCAAAACACCAAGAUCGUGGAGCCUUUCACAGCACAUUAUGUAUUUGCCUUGGGGAUAGCUAGGUUCUUGAGCUGUGCACAUUGGGUUCUUCAGGUUUUGGACACUCGAGGGCGGUUACUGACUGCUUUGGGAUAUGGGUUUUGGCCUAUAAUGGUCCUCGUCUCUGAAGUCAUACAAACUUUCAUUCUCGCUGACUUCUGCUACUACUAUGUCAAGAGUUUGAUGGGUGGCCAGCUCGUUCUUCGUCUGCCGUCAGGUGUUGUGUAAAAUCUGUUGAAGAAGAGAGAAGAAGACACGGUGUGGCUUUUGAGCUUAUGGUAUGGAGUUUGGCUCUACGUUUUUUUCAGGCCAUCGUUUUAGUCUUCUGUAAACUACUCUUUACCUAAGUUUUAUGGUUCUUUCUUGUGACUGUAAAGGAAAAAGGGAGUUGAUUUAGAGAUUUUUGACUAUAUCAAUUUAGUACCUUUCAGCUUUUAAUCUCUUGCUAUAUGUUUAGCUUCAUAUAAAAUUUAGAUGGUACUUAUAACAGAACUAUGUUUUGGUGUUUGUUUGAGAGAAGAAAAACAAAAACUUUAGUAGUAGAG
Messenger RNA from Eruca vesicaria subsp. sativa (arugula), 1277 nucleotides. Lineage: Eukaryota; Viridiplantae; Streptophyta; Magnoliopsida; Brassicales; Brassicaceae. The record is from the annotation of a GenBank genome assembly.